AAUAGACUUAUAGUUAUGUCGAAGAAUUACAUAAAUGCGCUUUUGAAGCCUUUUCGUGAGAGUAAAGUUGUAGAGAGCUUGUUUAAAUUAUUCGAUUCGGGGGUGGAAAAGUCGCCCAGUGCGGUCGGGAGUGUCGUUAAUAAGGUUCCGGCGAGCAGAGCUGGUGCUGCGCAGUACAGCACGGGAGUGCGUAAGGUGACUUUGAUCCCUGGUCAUGGAAUCGGUCCGGAAAUUACUGUGGCGGUGCAGAAAAUAUUCGAAGCAGCCAAAGUACCCAUUGAAUGGGACGAAGUCGAUGUGACAGCUGUUAGGGGUCCAGAUGGCAAAUUCGGCAUUCCUCAAAGGGCCAUUGACUCUGUGAAUGAAAAUAAAAUUGGGCUGAAAGGCCCAUUGAUGACUCCAGUUGGUAAAGGCUACCGCUCCCUAAAUCUGGCUCUCCGUAAAGAGUUUGACCUGUAUGCUAAUGUCAGGCCGUGCAAAAGUUUGGAUGGCAUCAAGACCCUCUACGACAACGUGGACGUGGUGACGAUCCGCGAGAACACGGAGGGCGAGUACUCCGGCAUCGAGCACGAGAUCGUGGACGGCGUGGUGCAGUCGAUCAAGCUGAUCACGGAGGAGGCGAGCAAGCGCGUCGCCGAGUUCGCGUUCCAGUUCGCGAGGGACAACAAGAGGAAGAAGGUGACGGCGGUGCACAAGGCGAAUAUCAUGCGUAUGUCGGACGGUUUGUUCCUGCGCUGCUGCCGCGAUCUGGCCACCAAGUACCCCGACAUCAAGUUCGAAGAGCGCUACCUCGACACGGUCUGCCUCAACAUGGUGCAGGACCCGUCCAAGUUCGAUGUGCUCGUGAUGCCCAACCUGUACGGUGACAUUAUGUCCGACAUGUGCUCGGGGCUGGUGGGCGGGCUCGGGCUCACGCCGUCGGGCAACAUCGGCAAGAAUGGCGCGCUCUUUGAGUCGGUUCACGGCACCGCGCCAAGCAUCGCCGGGCAAGACAAGGCUAAUCCCACGGCUUUGCUCCUCUCCGGCGUGAUGAUGUUGCGCCAUAUGCGUCUCAGCGAACACGCGGACAGAAUUGAGACGUCGUGCUUCAACGUUUUGCGCGAGGGAAAAGUUUUGACGGAAGAUUUGGGCGGGAACAGCUCGUGCACAGACUAUACGAAUGAGAUCAUAAAGAAUUUGGCUUAGUUUUUUUUUUAGGCAAGGGAAAUUUGCCGCCAGGUCGAUGCUGCGCCGGUUGGAGCGUGUUUGUAAUGUGUGGGAUAAUUCAAUUAUUAUAUUUGAUAUUUAGCUAUGGAUAUGAAAUGGAAAUGGUUAAUUUUAUUACAAUGACUAAACGUUGAAAACUAAAACUCGACGCAAUAAUUUUAUUGUUAUAACGUAUAAUUUAAUGACGAUUUAUUAAAUGCUUUUCACAUUUAAAUUUUUCAGUGUGAAAAGUCGAAAUCGAGGAUUCAUUAAAAUUAUGCCUAAUUCCAAAAUACGACACGUUACAAACGCGUAUCUGUUUCACAGUAUUGACAAUAGUAUUAGGUUAAAAUUUUCCCUUUACCCCACUAUGUGACGCAGCAUCGUCGUCUAGAAGAAUUAUUAUAGUUGAAUUUAAUUUAACGUGCCGAUUGCGUUUAAGCCAAAAAGUAUAAAAGACACAAGAUCUGCGUGGUGUUGAAGGAAUUCGCUUAGUGAAAAAACUUAUUCUUAUAUAAUUAUUGUUUUAGAUCCUCAUUUUAAGAUCAUUAUACUCGUAGAACGAUCAGUUUUGUCUAUGGAUCGCUGGGUUUUGACGUUUGGUAUUUGAAGUCAAAGUGUGAAGCUUACGAGUGGUUUUACAAUAUGGGUAUUGGAUGUGAAUUAUAUUUUCUUAGCGAAUUCCUUCAUUUUCACAUUUGCAAUGGAUUCUACAAUUUGGAACAAAUAACUGCCAUGCUCUUUAUCGCGUACUCUCGUAUGUUUAAUUUUUUAAUUUUUAAAACGGCAACUUUUUAAUAAAAUUGGUCCUGAGAUAUAUAGAACAUACUGCACUUGUAUUUAAAAUACCACCGACAUAAGUAUGUCAAUGUAGAAGUUGCCAGCUCCUUGUCAGCUAAUUAGUGUUACCAUUAUUAUUUAUGAAUAGUGAGAAAUGGCUGUUUUAUGUAUUGUGUUGUUUCCUAAUUUUCUUAGUGUUUUUUUUUCUAAUUUAUUCAUUGUGAAUUAUGUAUUUUACUUUUAAAGCUAUUCUCAGUAAAGUAGGUACAAUUAGUGAAUAGGUACUCAUUUAAUGUCAGUAUUUAUAAAAAUACAUUCCUUUGCAUUUUAAUUUUUUAAUGAUAUUUAUGUGAUUUUUAUGUAUUUUUUCUCUGUAUGAUUGAUCGUGUUUAAGUACAAUUUCAGAUGAAAUCUGACAAUAAAGCUAAUCAAAUUUGUAAUGUUCGAUUACAGAACGUUUGUGUGGUCUCACAUUAAUUUAUGUAGUUAAUAAAGUUGAUUGAAAUUA
This is a messenger RNA of Zerene cesonia (dogface butterfly), 2473 nucleotides long. RefSeq names its product probable isocitrate dehydrogenase [NAD] subunit alpha, mitochondrial (gene Idh3a). NCBI's taxonomy places the organism in Eukaryota, Metazoa, Arthropoda, Insecta, Lepidoptera, Pieridae. Gene Ontology annotation, biological process: isocitrate metabolic process; tricarboxylic acid cycle. The transcript has 7 exons. Bases 16 to 1185 code for a protein of 389 amino acids. Gene Ontology annotation, cellular component: mitochondrion. The record is from RefSeq and is a predicted model, not a curated record. Gene Ontology annotation, molecular function: NAD binding; isocitrate dehydrogenase (NAD+) activity; magnesium ion binding.